This is a messenger RNA of Rotaria sordida, 659 nucleotides long. Lineage: Eukaryota; Metazoa; Rotifera; Eurotatoria; Philodinida; Philodinidae. The record is from the annotation of a GenBank genome assembly.
AUAUAUAUAUAUAUAUAUGAAAGUAUUGAAUUGUUAUUGUGUUUUGAUAGUUAACAGCUAAUCAUAAAGGUCAUUUUGAAUUUCGUUUAUGUAAUGUGGAUAGUAAUCCAAAUUCAGAUGCAACACAAGAAUGUCUUGAUCGUCGGGUAUUAAAAAUUGCUGGAACGGAUUCAACUAGAUUUCGUGAUGUUGAUAAAUAUGGUUCAGAAGCAAUUACUGUUCGUGUUCAACUUCCAUCAGAUGUUGCUUGUCGACAUUGUGUUUUUCAAUGGAAAUAUACAACAGGAAAUAGUUGGGGUACAGAUCCUACAACUGGUCAAUCAGGUCUUGGAAUGGGUAUUGAAAAUGAAACAUUCAUGGGUUGUUCAGAUAUUUCGAUUGUUGGGAAUGGUUCACCUACUGAAAUAAUACCUCCUAUUAUUAUUCCACCUAGUGAUCCAGAAACAACUGCAAGACCAACAAUUGCACAACCAGAAACUACGACAAAUUCUCCUCCAUCAAGUGGUUCAACUACUUGGUCAUCUAAUGGUGUUCAAUAUAAAACUAAUGAUAUAGUAUUAUAUCAAGGCAAAAGAUUUCAAUGUGUUGCCGGUCAUACAUCAUUUCCUGGAGCUGAACCAGGCAUUCUUACUUGGGCUUGGUGGAAACCUAUAGACUAA